AUGGACCACAUCCCAUCGCCACCGAAGUCCUUUAAAGAGAACACGGAGUUGCUGGUCUGGGCUGACCUGUUCACCGGGUACGUGAUCGCCAAGGCUGGAUCAUCGCGGGGAGCCCAAGCGGUGGCGGAAAACUACGAGGAAUGUGUCUUCAGGCGAUUUCUCCGCGCGUUUAAUCGGAUUGUGAAGAUGAGGCAAAGUCCCACCAUGGCAUACCGCCCGCAGGGUAAUGGAAAAGCGGAGCGAACGGUCCAAACACUGACGAGAGCGCUGAAGAUGUAUGUCUCCGAUGUCAAUCAACAGGACUGGGAUGACUACGCCGAACGCUUGACGUUUGCCCUCAACACGGCGCAAGAUCGAGUGCGGGGAGACACAUCUUUCUAUCUGGUGCACGGGUGGGAUCAACGCUGGAAGCAAAGCUUCCGAUCGGAUCCACAAGGCGGAAGGACAGCGAUGCGCGCCGGUGGAGGUAUCGUCUGCAAUCGCAAUAUCGACGAGCGAGAGAAGCGGCCCCACAAGAUCGAGCAAGGAUCACAAGUAUGGCUCUACCUGGAUCGAGUGAAGGAAGGGUUCGCGAGGAAGCUGGCCCACAUGUGGCACGGCCCUUUUCGGGUGAUCGAGCUCAUCGGUGAUCAUGCUGCACGCGUGGAAACCAGCGGAACAGAAUACCGCAUCUUCCCCGUGGUGCACCUGUCGAAGUUGAAGCUGGUGAAGGCGUUUCCCGAUCGUCCAACUUGCACCCUGCUGGUGGAUGAAGAAGAUCGAGUCGAUUUUGACGAAGCCCUGCUUCCGGAAGACAGCUGGGAGACUCCUUUGGGCGAGGACGAGUUCGAGGUGGAGCGGAUCGCCGAC
Molecule: messenger RNA, 849 nt
Organism: Phytophthora megakarya
Lineage: Eukaryota; Oomycota; Peronosporomycetes; Peronosporales; Peronosporaceae
Source: the annotation of a GenBank genome assembly